This is a messenger RNA of Lathyrus oleraceus (garden pea), 1236 nucleotides long. RefSeq names its product ras-related protein RABE1c. The coding region runs from base 411 to 1055 and encodes 214 amino acids. The record is from RefSeq and is a predicted model, not a curated record. Gene Ontology annotation, molecular function: GTP binding; GTPase activity. The transcript is spliced from 8 exons. Lineage: Eukaryota; Viridiplantae; Streptophyta; Magnoliopsida; Fabales; Fabaceae.
AAUAAGAAACGAUCAAAUUCUUGUUUGCAAGUCUGUAUCUGGCUGCAUAGGGAGAAGAAUUGCUGGCAUGAGCUUGCACAUAUACGAAGAAACAAUAAAAAAAGUUAGAGAGAGAAAGAGGAGCGAGAGUGAAGAGGAGCUACACACAACACAAUAAUAGGAGAGACAGCUUCAAAGUACACAAUACAAGGUUGUAAUCACCUGUCUUUUCUUCUCUUCUCGUCAAUCCUAAUUUUUAAUUUUUAAUUUUUUAAUUUUUCCAAAAAAUUAGCACCGUUAUUUUCUCUCUAAAAUCUCCAUGUUCCUCUACUCUUGAACUUUGGAGGAGAUCCACUUCUCUCUCUCACACCAUCUUUCAAUUUUCACACAGAAAAAAACAACACCAUUUUCGUUAAAAUUCUUUCGUUUUCAUGGCUGCUCCACCGGCAAGGGCUCGUGCCGAUUACGAUUACCUCAUUAAGCUUCUCUUGAUCGGCGAUAGCGGUGUUGGAAAGAGUUGUCUUCUUUUGCGGUUUUCUGAUGGGUCUUUCACAACCAGUUUCAUCACGACUAUAGGCAUUGAUUUUAAGAUAAGAACCAUUGAGCUUGAUGCCAAACGGAUCAAGCUCCAAAUCUGGGAUACUGCAGGGCAGGAGCGGUUUCGGACAAUUACAACCGCUUACUAUCGUGGUGCUAUGGGGAUAUUGCUCGUCUAUGAUGUUACAGAUGAAGCAUCGUUUAACAAUAUCAGGAAUUGGAUUCGCAACAUUGAGCAACAUGCUUCAGAUAAUGUUAACAAAAUACUGGUUGGGAACAAAGCAGACAUGGACGAAAGCAAAAGGGCUGUGCCAACGUCCAAAGGCCAAGCACUAGCUGAUGAAUAUGGAAUCAAAUUCUUCGAAACUAGUGCAAAGACAAAUCUAAAUGUGGAGGAAGUUUUCUUUUCCAUAGCAAGAGACAUAAAACAAAGGCUUGCUGACACUGACAACAAGGCAGAGCCGACAACAAUCAAAAUCAACCAAGACUCUGCAGCAGGAGCGGGACAGGCUGCACAAAAAUCAGCUUGUUGUGGUUGAAAACACAUUUUACAAGUUGGUGGUGGGGAACAUUAUUGAAGAAGAAAUUACUUGUAUGAUAAUCAUGAUGCUGACUUGUGGUUAACGAUUUCAUUGUGUCAUUGUUUAUUAAUUAUGUGCUUGAUAAGUAGUUUUGGACUUAUAUAUAUUGAAUCAAAAAACUGAAUGUGAUUGUGGUGAA